Rhodotorula graminis WP1 is the source of this 880-nucleotide messenger RNA. RefSeq lists its product as uncharacterized. NCBI's taxonomy places the organism in Eukaryota, Fungi, Basidiomycota, Microbotryomycetes, Sporidiobolales, Sporidiobolaceae. The transcript has 3 exons. The record is from RefSeq and is a predicted model, not a curated record. The coding region runs from base 1 to 864 and encodes 287 amino acids.
AUGGCCACCAAGUUCGAGCGUGCCUCCUUCCCGACGCCUUCUCCCUCUCCUCCGAGCCGAGCCGUCGUACCGCCCACUACCUCGACCAGGCGCAACCGCCACGAGGACCAGCUCGCCCGCAUCGCCCACGCCGCCGAGCACGCUCGCCUCGCGCACCUCGCCAAGGCCGUCCACGCCGCCGCGCCGACCGCGUCGACGACCGGCGCCGGCGUCAAGAUGCUGCGGUACUCAUUCCACGUCGAGCACGACGAGCGAGGGCACAAGGUCCUCAAGCGCGUCACGGUCAUCGUGCCCGAGGUGGUCGGCGGCAAGGCGGCCAAGGGCGAGUCGGACGACGCAAGGACCGCGCUGCGCCAGCGUCCCGUCUCGUCGUUCCUGUUCAUCCCGCCUCAGCAAACCGCCACCGCAGCCCGCCCUCGAGCGCGUGUCGCCCCUCCCGCCCGUCGACUCUCGGCCCCUCGCCUGUCCAACCUCUCGCUCAUCCCGCCAGCACCACCUGUCCCCCAGUUCCAGUCCACAGCGUCGAGCCGACGGAGCGUUGUGCCCGCGCCGAGCGAGGCGACGAUACAGCAGCGGCGCGACGCCGUCGCCGAGCAAGAGCCGGUGGUCGACCCGCUCUGCCCGGGGCACGGCGACGGCGUCGAGCGGGUUCCGAGCGGCGCAGGGCUGGACAGGGUCGCGGCAUGGGCGCGGGACCAGCGCGAGAGGGUGCGGCGCAAGCGCGGCGGACAGGGCGUCGCGGAGCCGAGCGAGGAGGACGAAGCGACGGCGCCGGCGAGGACGAGGGCGGCCAAGAGGCAACGCAGGGACGACAGUCUGGGAGAGAGGAGGGGCAAGAUGGUAGAGCCGCUGCGCCUCGUGUAAAGGAACGAGCCGUCGA